Messenger RNA from Lodderomyces orthopsilosis Co 90-125, 534 nucleotides. RefSeq lists its product as uncharacterized. The record is from RefSeq and is a predicted model, not a curated record. Gene Ontology annotation, molecular function: transcription coactivator activity; chromatin DNA binding. Gene Ontology annotation, cellular component: nucleus. The transcript has a single exon. NCBI's taxonomy places the organism in Eukaryota, Fungi, Ascomycota, Pichiomycetes, Serinales, Debaryomycetaceae. Gene Ontology annotation, biological process: positive regulation of DNA-templated transcription. Bases 1 to 534 code for a protein of 177 amino acids.
AUGUCAAUAAACGGAGUCGUCUUGAAGCCCAACUACUCGAGGUAUUUCAGCUCUAACGAACUACCCUUUGAAGUUAGUAGUGACGGAUUAGAAACACUAAAAUACAAAACUCGCACGUCGAGGCAAAACCUAUUGAUUGCGCUGAAUGGCAACUCACCGUCAAAACUAAAAAUAACUGCUCGGGAUGGUUACUUAUAUCUCACCACCAAAAGAUUGAUAUUCAUAACCGCUUAUCAAGGUGAUGUCGAAUCUUUUGUGUUGGAUUUGACUUUGGCGCCAAUUUUACAAUUGAGCCACAAGUUGAAGGCACCUUGGUUUGGGGUGAAUUACUGGGAAUUCAUGUUCUACAGUGCUAAGGAACCAAGCAUAGUUAGUGAUGGGUUUCCAAAAAAUGAAUAUUUCAAAGGAGAGAUUUACUUUCAAGAUGGUGGUUUAUUUGAUUUUGUUGAAGCGCUCAAUACUAUAUUGAAUGACGUUGUCAAUAAUCAGGAUAUUGAUGACGAGCUUCCAUCGUAUAGUGCUGCUGCCACUUAG